AUGCAGAGCUGCCAGCGGCCGGAGAAAUUGGUGAUGGCGGUGCCCAAGGAAGGUAAGUGCUGCACGGCAUUCCAGUGUGCCCACUGCAAGACGGACACACAGCACGCGUGCCGAUGCUCCUGCCACCGCAAUCAGGCCAUCCUGUACUCGCUGGCCAGGCUCUUCCGCUGCCGCAUCCAAUAUGUGAUGUCCACACUCUGCCGGCUGGCGCUUCUCGAGACGCAGUCGUGCCAUAGGAACGGCCGCGCGCUGGAGAGAGUGAAGGCCCCAUACACGGAGGCGGAAGAUCUGGCCAUCAACGACAGCAUCUACGACCGGUGCGGAGAGUUUAUCGAUCCGCUGGACGAGGACAACGCGCACAAGGUGAUGCGCCUGCUGUUUCUCGCGCCGGUGCUGAAGCCGGGCCAGUACAGGAGCCUCGUGUGGAUGCUGCAGAAGCUCAAUGUCCGCGUCAAGGGAGCCGUUGAUCUCAACUGGCUGGUCUACACGGUCGCCACGCUCCGGUUGGGCGAUUUCGUCUGCGCCUUCAUUCGGCAGGAUGCCCGUGCCGCUCGUCUCUACAAUGCCCAGCUGUGCCUGAAGUUCUGCCAGCCCCAAGGCCCCGUGCAAGCCACCGAGGAGGCCACCCAGGCCACCCAGAAGCGCAGGCGCGACGGCAAGGGGAAGGCGCGUGGCAAAUCAACCUCGGGAGCCUGCGCUCGGAAGCGUGCCGACCGCAACGCCCCAGUCUACUGCACGCGCAGGCCGGUCGGGGAGUCGACUCUGCGCUACUCUGGAUCCCCGUCCAAGCUGCCAGGUUCUACCAAGUCGCCGGGCGAAUUCUCCACGGCCUCGGCGAAGGACUCGCGGCGCGCCUCGAAGAGCUCCAACGGCUCCGGCAAGCGCACCGGACCGGAAUUCAUCACCGUCGGUGUACGGAUGCAGGGUGGCACUCCAUGGAAAUAG
This is a messenger RNA of Drosophila persimilis, 945 nucleotides long. RefSeq lists its product as uncharacterized. The transcript has a single exon. Lineage: Eukaryota; Metazoa; Arthropoda; Insecta; Diptera; Drosophilidae. The coding region runs from base 1 to 945 and encodes 314 amino acids. The record is from RefSeq and is a predicted model, not a curated record.